AUGAGCAUCGCAGCUCCCUCCCUGCCGGCGACGGCAUUGUCCAUAUCCACCAAAUUCCUUAGACCAUCAGUAUCUACAUCCCGAACCUGUGAAUUCUUCAAGCGCAAUAAUCACACUCGUACACAUCAUAACACACCUUAUCAAAGGCCUCGUAUACGUCGACCAAGUUUAUCGUCAUCAUGCCUGUAUCGACAACGUUCAGGUCGGUCCUUUUCUUCCACAUCUGCCACCUUUGCGACAAAAGAUCCCUAUGCAACUCUAGGUGUAGGCAAAACUGCCACCGCUCCCGAGAUCAAAAAAGCGUACUAUGCCCUUGCGAAGAAGUACCACCCCGACACGAAUAAAGACCCCAGCGCAAAGGAGAAGUUUACAGACGCACAAGCCGCAUAUGAGUUGUUGAACGAUCCGCAGAAGAAAGCCGCAUUCGAUCAAUUUGGUGCUGCGGCUUUUGACCAGACUGGUGGCUUUAAUCCUGGCGCCGCUGGUGGAGGAAACCCAUUUGCAGGCGCAGGUGGUGGUAAUCCAUUUGCGGGUUUCGGGGGUGGUGGCUUCGGUGCGGACUUCAACUUCGAAGACUUGUUCGGUGCUUUCACAGGACAGACGCGGCGUGGUGGACGUGGAAGAGGUGGUUUUCAGGAAGAGAUAUUAGUGGGCGAGAACAUUGAGGUCCAGACGAAUAUUAGCUUCAUGGAUGCCGCUAAGGGAGUAAGCAAGAACAUUAAUAUCACACCACUCGUGCAGUGUGGAACGUGUAAGGGUGACGGACUAAAGAGCGGGACAACGAGGCAGACUUGUAAGAGAUGUAAUGGCACAGGAACGAGAGUACACGUCAUGCAGCAGGGCUUUCAGAUGGCCAGUACUUGUGAGACUUGUGGUGGACAAGGCGUGACCAUUCCGCGUGGUAGUGAGUGUGGUUCUUGCCACGGCAAUGGUGUUGUGAGGCAGAGAAAGACUGUACAGGUAGACAUACCAGGGGGUGUUGAAGACGGUAUGCGUUUGCGGGUCAGUGGAGAGGGUGAUGCGCCGCCAACCGGUAUGGCUGCAAACCCAAAAUCGAGGAGCCAGCGAGGCGAUCUAUUCGUCUUCAUCCGAGUCGCACCAGAUGCAAGAUUCAGUCGAAGUGGUGCGGAUGUCCUGUACAACGCAAGUAUACCUUUGACAACAGCAAUGCUUGGUGGUGAGGUCACCGUGCCAACACUGGACGGCGAAGUCAAAGUCAAAGUCUCGACUGGAACCGGCACAGGAGAUAAGAUCACGCUGCCUGGAAUGGGCAUGAAGAGACUAGGAGGACGAGGUCCAAGUUCAGGUGACUUGAGAGUCGAGUUCAGAGUCAACAUGCCGAAAUACCUAAGCGCCAAUCAAAGGACUAUUCUCGAGAUGCUAGCCGACGAGAUGGGCGACAAGACUGCGAAAAGGAUAAUGGGUCUGGACAAGAUGCGGCAAGGAGAGAAAAACAAUAAUACUUCAUCCUCACCGUCGUCAUCGAAACCGUCCAGCAAAUCAACAACCUCAAACAAGGCGUCCGACCACAAGAACGAGGGAUUCCUCAAAUCCAUGUGGCACGAAUUGACUCACCAGCAUGACAAUCUCGAGCCAGAUGAGAAGCCUCAGGCAGAAAAGGACAAAGAAAAGAAAGAUGCGGGUGAAGACGAGCCACCGAAGAAGAAGGCUAGUGGGUAA
This is a messenger RNA of Lithohypha guttulata, 1680 nucleotides long. RefSeq names its product mdj1 protein precursor (gene MDJ1). Gene Ontology annotation, cellular component: cytoplasm. The transcript is spliced from 2 exons. The coding region runs from base 1 to 1680 and encodes 559 amino acids. Gene Ontology annotation, molecular function: heat shock protein binding; ATP binding. Lineage: Eukaryota; Fungi; Ascomycota; Eurotiomycetes; Chaetothyriales; Trichomeriaceae. Gene Ontology annotation, biological process: response to heat; protein refolding. The record is from RefSeq and is a predicted model, not a curated record.